CUUUCACUUCCGCUCCACCCGCUUUGUUUGUCACUUCAGCUGGUUUGAAUUCUUCCUCAGAGGGACUUCCUCCUUCACACACACACACACACACAGGUUGUAUACUCUGAACACUAAAGUACUGCGCCACACACUCUGGGUAUUUGUACUUCUCUGGAGCUUUUCAACCCCUCGCUGAGCUGCAGGAGUCGAGCUCAGACGGUUGUUACUGGUGUGUAAAUCCUAAACCAAAGUGAGAGUCGAUGAAGAAAGGACGUGCUGGCUGUUAAACAGGUUUUUCCUUCCUGUUUUGGAUCAGCUGUUGGGCUGCGAUGGCAGAGGCACAGAAAGACACCAAAGACCCGACUGAGCCUGACGGGACCACUCAGGAUCCAGACAAGCCCUCCUGUGGGUCCAGGUUAACCACUAAGGAGCUGCAGCAGAACUGGAGGGAGGUGAAGCAGAGGGACCGACCCGUCAGGCUGCUCUUUGAGAUCUCAUCCACUCGGAUUGUUGAACAGCAUCUGACUAAAUAUGUGGUGUACGAGAUCGUGGUGAUGCGUUCUGGCAGCUUCGAUUCUCGCCGUGUGUCUGUGGAGCGCCGAUACAGCGACUUUUCCCGCUUUCACCACACAUUGCUGGAGGAGUUCAGUGAGGAGCUGGAGGAGGUGGUUCUCCCCCGAAAACUCCUGACUGGGAACUUCAGCCCUGAAAUCAUCUCGGAGCGCCGUCUCUCCCUGCAGGACUAUCUGGCCAAACUGUACGCGAUCCGCUGCAUCCGGCAGUCACCUCAUUUCUCCAGAUUCUUCACCGAGCAGGAGCAGAAGCGAGCGCACACCUUGCUGCGGGCGGGACAGUUUCGGCCGGCUGUGGAGCUUCUGCAGACCAUCUUAGAUAUUGAGGAGAAGCUUUUACCGUGGCAGAAGCCCACCCUGGUUGUACCGACCCUCUGCGCCCUGGCGGUCUGUUACCGGGAUCUGGAUGAACCAGAGCAGGCAUUUGCGGCUGCCCAGAGAGCUCUGCCUCCGGUGAGACGCUACGGACUGAAAAACUACAGAUCAGCUCUGUUGGACCUGCUCAUGAAUUUGGGCUAUCAGCUGGGACGUCCUGUGGCUCAGUUACAGGAGGAGCUGACUGUCCUGAGAGACGCCGAGAGGGGGGAGGUGUCCUCCCACUCCCUGAAGGAGAUAGUGGUCCACGAGUUCACCUGAGGAGGGGACUGGAACCCACAAAACUCCAAAGAUGAAUCACUGACUGAAUCUGAAGCUCAGAUAAUAAACAGUCAGAGUCA
Scatophagus argus is the source of this 1270-nucleotide messenger RNA. RefSeq names its product sorting nexin 20 (gene snx20). Gene Ontology annotation, biological process: protein transport. The record is from RefSeq and is a predicted model, not a curated record. The coding region runs from base 312 to 1190 and encodes 292 amino acids. Gene Ontology annotation, molecular function: phosphatidylinositol phosphate binding; protein binding. The transcript has 4 exons. Lineage: Eukaryota; Metazoa; Chordata; Actinopteri; Scatophagidae. Gene Ontology annotation, cellular component: early endosome membrane.